Molecule: messenger RNA, 1946 nt
Organism: Amoebophrya sp. A25
Lineage: Eukaryota; Dinophyceae; Syndiniales; Amoebophryaceae
Source: the annotation of a GenBank genome assembly
GGACGAUUACUAGGUGGAAGAUAUGAAGAACAAGACCAACAGCAACUUAUGUCGGGAAGCCAAGAAGUGGUAGGUGGAGCUCAAUUUGUACAACUGCUCGAUCUCGAACAGCAUGUGGUGCAGCAACGACUUCCACUUCCACCACCUGACCACGGCCCACGAGCUCCUCCCCCCACACCGUAUGACCAUGAGCCUCGCCUUCAGGACACGAUUCGGAGUAGAGUGGCAGGCGGAAGUUCAUCUCUCCGUGAGGUUCUAAGCCGAUGGCCUUCUCCAGUGUCGUCUUCUCAACCAGCUUCAGUUCAAGGUUCACAUCCAGACCCAGCACAUGCAGAUGUACUAUACCCGUUUCAUCUUCAACAACAAGAACAUGCUUCCGAAUCCGUUCGACAUGAGUCUGAUUCUGAUCGCUUCGGGACUUCUAACACGGGAGGAAACGAAAACACUCCUGCUCCUGUAGUUCUACCUCGUUUUGUUCCGGACAUGCAACAUCCAGCAACACCAACAUUCUACUUAUGAGAUCGCAAACAAAUAAAAUAAGACUUAUGAGGCGCCGGCCAGAAAUAUGAAGGCAAACAAAUAAAACAAAAACAAGAAUACCAUGACUUUAUUAUUAAUCACAUACACCAACAUUACGAUUACAGGUACGAGCCAACGGGCAUUCUGCUGCGAGGCAUGAGAACUGGACGUGAGAGAGAAGAGAGAGAAUGAGUCUAGGUUGGUCGUCUCGAAGAUGGCAGGUCGUGCUCGUGAUCUGAAGAAACAAAAGGGCCAAAAACGAAAGAGUAACGUGCCAAAAAGUAGCACACUCGAGGAUAAAACCACUGGAUUAAAGGAUGGUAUAUAGGACAGGUUGGCUAGGCCUAGCGCUAGAAUUAAUACUAGGGGGUAAGCUCUGGGUAUAGGUAGUCCUACUUCUCGCGCUGUGCGCUAGUUUGGUGCGCCGGUACCCUGGAGCGAACUAGUGGGUGCACAUAGCGCGAGAACCGGGCACUUCUCAGAGGCACGCACAGGCUUCGGCCGCCUUUGAUGAGAAGACCUCCAGCGCAGUUGGACGAACGCGCGGCGCCUAGAAUAGGCGGAUCCUAACAUACACGUGGCCACUAUAGUUCUUUUUAAUCAGACGGAUUUCAUUUUUUAUGUAUUUUUGUUUCCUAGAUAGACGUGCUCCACCGGUCUUCUGGAUCGCAAACACAAUCAGUAAGUAGAAAGACGAUCCUGAUGUAUGUGGUUUCCUUGAGUUGUACUUGUUACGAGUUUAACUAGGCUUACCGAAUAAAGCAGACAAUUUAUUAUUUGCUGAUGCUGAAUUUCUUGUUGAUUCUCAAGUUGAUUGUUCUUGUUCAUCUUCUAACGACCCCCUGCUCCGGGAGGACUUACCUUAAAAAUAUCCCUGUGGUCGAUGGCCUGGCUCCGGGAGGAAUGGCUGCAGCUCCGAAACUGGCGACUCUAACUCUGAAGGCUGCCCUUGGUAUUGCUACUCCAUCUCAUCCACAACGACAAGCGAAAAGAGGUCCAAGGAGACGAGGACAAUAUCAAAAGGGUCUACAUCAGCAAGAACAUCGUGGUCUACAUCAGCAAGAACAAAGUUGUGAUCGUACUGCAAGAGCACGACAUGAUCAACAAGGUGGAGAAUUUCGUGAAUCUGAAGUUGCCACUCUGUUGAGUGGUCCUGGAUAUGUUGAUACGAGGACAAGUGGGUACGCCGAUGCGACUGGAUACCGAUAUGCUGAGCAUGAGCCGUACAUUACACCAACAUCUACUUCUCCGCCACCACCACCACCACGACAUGCCCCACGAACCCCUGAGCAAGACGUCCUGGAUCUUGUGCUGUCUUCCGGCACUCUGCCAGCAGCCGGCACCUCGAAUGACCUGCAUCGACGAGUGGGGAGCGGCAUGUUGUUCGUUAACGAGAUAUCGGAAAAUCAGCAAGAGUGGAUGGACCC